Molecule: messenger RNA, 5158 nt
Organism: Oreochromis niloticus (Nile tilapia)
Lineage: Eukaryota; Metazoa; Chordata; Actinopteri; Cichliformes; Cichlidae
Gene: xkr5b
Product: XK related 5b
Exons: 13
Coding region: 198-2504 (768 amino acids)
Cellular component (GO): membrane
Source: RefSeq, a predicted model, not a curated record
AGGCAUUUUACUAAGUCCUGAAACACCGGUGCUAUCGCUUUAACGGGACGAGCGCUGACGCUGGGACGGGGACACGGGGAUGGGGGAGCGGGUUGCUGCAGCUACACUCCCGACCGAGACCAGAACAGCACGGACCGGCCUGAAGACUAGCACGUUGUUAUCCCUGAAAACCUCCCCGUUCAGGGUUUAAUUCCACCAUGAGAGACUAUUCGGCCACUCCGAGUAAUGGAGGGGCUUGCAUGCCGUGCUGCCAAGUUUGCGUCUUCUUCUUUACCGCAUUUCUCCUGGUUGCAGAGAGGACGGCGCUGAUCUACUGCUUCGUGUACUAUCUGUGGAUUGGUCACAACUACAACUAUGGGUAUCUUGCUGGCUUCACUGCCCUGUUCCUGCUGCCAGGUUGGGGUCCCCAGUGGCUGAGUUACCUGUGGUACCUGUCAGAUGGACGAAUUCGCAGGAAGUCCCUCACCUGGACACACAUACUGCAUCUGGGACUUUUCAAAAGGCUGUGGGAGUGCAUGCGCCUGCCAGAUGAGGAUAUGUACAGUGAGAUCAUGCAGCAGGCUGAUGCAUCUGCCAUACGUCUGUUCGAAGCCUUGGUCGUCACCCUCCCUGAGACGCUGCUCCACGCUUAUGUGCUAAUUUGCACUGAUAUAGGAGUCAAAUCUCCAGCCUCAGUGUGUUUUGCAGUGUGUUUGGUUUCUCUUGGCUGGGCCUUAGUGCUCUAUGCCAGAGCCUGUUCACUCAUCAGACCAGGACACUUGCAAAUGACACCAGCUGCCAUGCUCUGUCGACUGCUGUGGAGGGUCAGUAUGUUGGGAUCCAGGUUUGCCAUUCUCAUGCUCUUCACACGUAUCUUCAAACAGUGGAUCCUCGGGGUCAUCGGUGUCCACUGGCUGGGAGCAACUUUUUGGAUGGUGUCCCAGCAGACGGAUAUCAUAAGGUCAACAAGCCGAUGGAGGCUCUUCAAUCUUGUUCUGGGAGCUAUUCACGUCUUCCUCUUCCUCAACGUGAAGUACGGUCAAUCUAGAUACCGCAUGGCUGGGUUUUAUCUGGUUAUGUUCUUAGAGAACGCUUUUCUUCUUCUGGCAUCCUCCUGGAUGUUUGCCAUGGUGUCCUGGGAUACUGUGGGUAUCCCAGCUGCAGUGUUCUGCAGCUUCCUCAUUGGAGUGAUAGCAUUGGUGCUGUACUAUCGUUUCCUCCAUCCAAAGUCUUUUGAGAUCUUCCAGAGUAUUCGUCACAGGGGAAUAGCUGGGGCCUGCAUGGAGCGUGGCUCUACACUCUCAUUAGAGGAGAAAGUCACGCCCACUUUCCAUCGACAUGCAACACUGUCUGGUGGGACCCUCAUGGACCUUCCUAUCCAAUGGGAGGGCUGGAAGCAUCACCACUGGCUGCUGAUUCGCUUAGCUCUGAAGACAGGGGAUGUUUCAAGGAUCUGGUCUGCAUAUGGUGAGGGGGGACUGGCUGGACUGAUGGGUCUGUCUGAAGAAGUUCACUCCCCUGAUGACCUACAUGUCCAUCGGAUUCCACCAAUUCAGCCACAGCUUUCUCACCGCACACAACCAGCUUCUCAACCUGCUGCUGCUGCUGCUGCUCUACCUCCUCCUCCACCAGCUCCUUCACAGGUUUCACAGGUGAGAGAGGUGGUCCAGCCACCAAAGCCAGCUCACUGCACUAUAGUGGCCCGACCGGUGAGAAAAGCUCCUCCCACAACUAUUCAGGAUAUGAGAAGGUUUCCAGAGAUCAUCCCAGUCCAGGAGGUCAUCCCUGAAGAAACUGCAGAAGAAGACUCCAGCGUGGCACUAUCAGAGGGAAAAGGUGAUGAGGAGUUCCAAAGCGCUGCUUAUGGCUCACCGUCGCUUUCGUCUCCUCAACAACCAGGAAGCCUCCGCCACAUCGACAGCAAAGAGGCGACUCUGACUGAGGCCUCUUCGGUGGGUUCUUUAGACAUCAAGACACCCGGCUGGUCACCUGAGCGGCGUUCCCCCCUCCUGAUUAGUUCCCCAGAUAAAAAAUCAGGGGUCCCCGGAGAAUCAAGCACUACAUUGUAUUUUAGUGCAGAUGCGCAGUCUCCCUCCAGUGGGAGCUAUCUCGGCUGGGGCUCAGAGCUGUCACCCAUUUCCACCUACCGAAGUCCCUACCGGAUCAGGGAGGCCCGAUUUGUCACAUCCACACCCAGAUUGGAGCCCCGUGCAGAACAAGAAAGCCCGGGCCCCACCCCUGUCAUCGUCAUCCCUGCCACUCCUGGUACAACACCAGGUGCUACCCCAGGUGGGACCCCUAGUGCUUCAACUCCUGUAAGUUCAACUCCUGCAGAAUCAACUCCUGUAGGUUCAACUCCUGCAGCUUCAACUCCUGCAGCUUCGACUCCUGCCGCUUCAACUCCUGGUGCUUCAACUCCUGGCGCAAUUACACCUGGUACACCCAUUGUUCCUCUCACUCCAGUCAUCUCCCACGCUCGCAAACAGAUGGUCCAGUUUGUGGACAGCAGAGAGAGGGCGGUGUAAGAAGGAUGGGGGUACAAGGAAAAGAAAAGCCUGGGUGGAGGAUGGUGUAUUAUUCAGUUUUGCUGUUCUCAGCAUUGAGUCUUUUAAGUUAACUUAUAACUGUCAUAGAAAGAGAUCGGUAUAAUAUUGCUCAUGUUUCCCCCUUGUGUGCAGCUAUACAGGAAAUAAUUGCUGAAAGUGUGUCACAUUGACCAAAAUCUCAAUCAAAAGAGACAAAUCUUCAGUUUUAAUAGCAGGACUUUGAAGGAUUUGUAUUAAAGUAUAUUCCUAUGCAAGCCAUGAGGAAACAUCUGAAGCUAAUAUAUAUGAGAGGGUGAGUUGAAAUUUUGUAGAUUACAGAAGUUUAAAUCUGGACUACUUCUCAAAAUAAAACAAUAAACCUUCAAACUACAUUUUUAACUAUUACACUAUAACAAUAAAAAACCUACACCUAAGUGUCAACUGAGGUAACCUUGGAUGGGAUGUAAGAGAAAUCAAAAUGGCUAUAAAGUAGCUAUGGCUUGUGAUUAAAAUUUAAAGCAUGAGCAGUUAUUGAGCUGUUGGAUCCUUUAAACCAAAAGAAACAAUACAGAAUCACCAGUUUACAAUAACUCAACAUGCUGUCUGCCAGGCUGCUGUGCAGAAUUUCUUACAACAUGACACACCAAUGCAAACAUUUUAAUGUAAAUCAACUCAGCUUCAGGCAAACAUUUACAUUUCUUGACGUUUCUUUUCUGUUUUUCCUUUUUUUAACCACAAGGCGAUUGAUGUUGGAUGUCUCAUCCACUUUUUAAGAAACUACUUAUAUUUGCAGUGAAGUACAUAUUAGUAUUUACCUACAUCACAUACACACUGAAACCGAGGCCAAUUCAGGAAGGGAGAGUAAUUAAAUAGAAAAUUAAAUGAGUAAAAUGGUGAUUAUGAAGGGAUUAUGUUUCAUUUAUUAGAUGCAUUUAAUUUUUUAUAUAACUUGCUUAUGUGUUUUACUAAUCAAAUAUCUUUGUGCACUGAUUAGAACAACACUUUUUGAGCUCUGAACUUUUGCAGGCGAAAGAAGGGAAGUGCGAUAAAAUAUGUGUGACACAGGAUAAGGAACUAGAGCGAACUUUACCAUUUCUCUGCACUGUUAAGAUCAAUGAUGGGGCGUAAAAAGAUAUAUUUUCUGUGUGGGAGUUAAACUUGCACUGUGCGAGCUAACACUUCAGAUUAAUACAAGUACUUUCAAGUUUUACAUUUUAAUUUCAAAUCUUAAAUCUCGCUUCACUGCCUACUUAUUAAAUGGUGUAAUAUCAAAAUGUACUGUGUGCUGUCCUGUGGACUGUAUUCAAAAUGCACGCCAGAUUAUGCGCUUCUAAAAAAAGGUGCACAGUCCUUGUUAGCAAAGACCCGCUUUGUUAUGAAAUUAUCCACAGCACUGAAACUAAUUUUUCAUACCUGUCCUACCUGAAUAGCUGUACCUCUACUUGUGCUACAAAGGUUUAACUAUAUCUAGUAAUCUGUGUCACUCCUCAGUCUGUCCAUCAGUUAAACCACCUACCUCAAUACAGUUGAACUUCCGUGUUGCAAUUUUAUUUUAAAACAUUAAAUAAUGUAGCUAACCGAAGAAUAAAAAUUAGCUGUGGCACAGUCAAAAGUAAUUCGAAAUUAUGCGCUGCUAUUAGUCUGAAGUGGUCAGUACCUGUGUUAACGUCAUGAAUCCUGUGUGCGAAGUCAAACCGUAAUCGCAGAAUGUUGUAUUUGACAAUGUCAGUCUUCCAUGUGACUUUAUCUAUAUUUUUUUUUUACUGUGCUGGAUUACUUUUAUUGCUUUGUGUCAAAACAAAUCAAUAACUGUGCAGCAGUAACUAUGAGGUCUGUUUCUUUAAUGUGCAGGAAGGAGAGGAAACACGAGAAGCACUUUAGGAUACUGAGAAACUGAGUUCAUGGAGCAAAGUAGGGAUUUUAAAACUAGAAACUUGAUUUGGUAGAAACUGCUUUUCAAACUGGUGUCCAUUUACUGCAGCUUUCUGAUAGUUAAGUCACUGCAUGAUGCUCAUUCAUACAGGCAGACUGAGAGUUGUAUCUACUCCCAUAGAGAAAGAAGCACUCACAUUACCUACACGUUACUUAAUGUAACUGCACAUUACCGUUUUUUUAACACACGCUAGAAUGUAUGUGUACGCAACAGCAAUAAGCUAACUAAUGUAUUUAGUGCACUUAUGAAAAAAUAUCCACACUCAUGCUUUAAAUGCGUCAUCGCUUUGCCUUGUACGAAGACAGCUUUAGCUGCCACGCUUGCCUCAUGUAUGCAUAUCGCUUUGAAAUAGAAAUAACAUGCUUUGCUUUGUGUACGCGAUGUAUACGAUAAUAUCUACUUGUGUUUGUAAUUUGAUUCAUUUUGUACUUUUAAAAGGUUCUUUUAUAUUUGAUCACAUUUACUGUUCAUGAAAUGAUCUGGACAAGGUUUUGUGUUAAAGUUUGAGGAUGUUUAGAGAGCAGAUAGUUAUCACUGACAGACUUGAGUUAGUUUGCUGAUUCAUUAUAACCUCGUCACCUUGUCACUGGACGACCUCCUUUCAUCAGUACAAAUCACCUCAUCUCUGAGAGGAUUUCCACAGAGGAGCUGUGGAUGAUAGUUGUGACUCAUUAAGUGUGCUGUUGAUAUGACAAAAAUAAAGCCAUUUGCCAUGAUCAAA